Messenger RNA from Fusarium oxysporum Fo47, 567 nucleotides. RefSeq lists its product as uncharacterized. The record is from RefSeq and is a predicted model, not a curated record. NCBI's taxonomy places the organism in Eukaryota, Fungi, Ascomycota, Sordariomycetes, Hypocreales, Nectriaceae. The transcript is spliced from 3 exons. Bases 1 to 567 code for a protein of 188 amino acids.
AUGGCCCAGAGAACCCUGUUCGAGUCCACUACCUUCCAGGAGAACAGUGGAAUCAGUGGUAUCAAGGGUCUGUCAGGGAAGGGAAGAGUCGUGACUGAUGAUUCUUCUGAGCUCGGUCAGCAUGAUCGCAAAGAUCAUAUAGAGAAAAACCAUAUGGACAUGUGCAAGUUCUUUGGUGCAAGUGACCCGGAAUAUGAUAAGGUUGCAGGUGAAAUCAAUCGCCAUAUUUUACGAUUACGGCAGGGUACUGACGAGAGAGGGGCAAAUCGAUCUCUUCGGUCGCUUCAGCCAGAGCCCCUUAAAAGUCAUGAGACUUGGAAACGGGAUGUUCUGACGCUGCGGAGGAACCAGUUCGUGAACAGACGCUCAGGUGCAAAAGAGUACUACUUGUUCCACCUUUGCAUGGACGGAUAUCCUCGACUUAUCCUUUUGCAGAGUCUCAUGCCAAAGGACUUUGAGCAUAAUACACUUGAAGCAUUCUACCAGUUUGUGACGUUGAGGUUGAAAACAGAUGACUGGGCAGAGAAAUUGGACCAUAAGUGGGACCUUCAUCACUUUCGGAACUAG